AGGCUUCGCCUCUUGCAGUGUCUUUUUCAAAAGUCAAGCACAAAGCCACAGAUUAUUCAUUCUGCUCACAAUCCGCUGCGCGGGCAGAAGAACCUGCAGCGACGGACGGACGGAGCCUGCAGGCUCCUCAUUUUCUCUCCUGGAGACGAAGCGCUUUUGCGCGUAAGCGGGACCUGGCAUCACAGAAGGGGAGAGAGACACACGCACUCCCUCACUAUUUCAUUCCCUUUUUUUCCCCUCCACGUAUAUAUAAGUUAUUUCUGACUGUGUGAGAUCGCAGUGGAAGGGAGGUGGAGUGACUAUCUGGGGAUCUGAAGCAUCGGAUGCAGUGAGAGAGAGCCGAGCGCGCACGGCACCUGUGGAUGCAGCAAACCCCCCCCUGAUGUUCGGACUCAAACCUUUCUCAACAAGCACAGGAUCCAGUUGAUAAUCGCACCUUGCAGUCCGAUUCCUUUUUCUUUUUUCUUUUUUUUCAUUGCAUUUCUCUGUGUGUCGGAGGAGCGCACCAUGCGACUGAGCGUCUCCUUCCUGCUGCUUCCCCUGCUGAGCUUCACCGGCUGCAGAGCGUCGUACGUGCCGUGCGAGCCGUGCGACCCCAAGGCCCUGUCGCUGUGCCCGCCGGUGCCGGUGGGCUGCCAGCUGGUCAAGGAGCCCGGCUGCGGCUGCUGCCUGACCUGCGCCCUCGAGGAGGGCCAGCCGUGCGGCGUGUACACGGAGCCGUGCAUGCGCGGGCUGCGCUGCCUGCCCAAGAACGGCGAGGAGAAGCCGCUGCAUGCGCUCCUGAACGGGCGGGGCGCCUGCAAGAACGAGAAGUUGUUCAAACUGCUGUAUCCGUCAAAAGAGCCAGGGGAAAUCAAGGUGCCCUUAUAUGGAGAUCCCAUCAGCACUCGGAAGGCCCAGGCCAUGCAGCGGGCCAAGAACGGCAGGAAGCAGUUGGCCAGGCUCGGGCACGGCAGUAACCGGGAAUUCUCGUCAUCUAUCCUGGAUAAACUCGAGCCUGAAUUUGGACCCUGCAGGAGAAGACUAGAUAACCUGAUUCAGAGCAUGAAGGACACUUCUCAGGUCUUGGCUCUCUCUCUGUAUAUCCCCAACUGUGAUAAGAAGGGUUUCUUCAAACGCAAGCAGUGUAAGCCGUCUCGGGGUCGGAAACGAGGCAUCUGCUGGUGCGUGGACCGCUUCGGUGUUAAAAUCCCCGGCAUCAGCUACGCCGGCGGAGACCUGCAGUGCAAAGAUCUGGACAGCAGCAGCAACAGCAACGAAUGAGAUCCAACCAUUGGCUGAUCGCCGCUUCUUCUUAAAACCUGCCAAUCAAGCUACCACACCUUCUGACUGACAAUCAGAAAAUACAGCACAAAUGCUUUUAUAUAUGGUCACGUGUGAUGGACUGCGUUGUUAGUUUGUUUUUAAGGGAAGCCAAACAAAAAGGUUUGCACAUGUAGGUCUUCAUUGUGGCUCUACACUGACUCUGUAAUAAGAGGUUAGCUAUCAACUCAAAUAUAUCUUAGAUAGUAGAGAAAUAUACAUAUGCAGUAUAUUUGUUUAAUUCUGGUAACAUGAUGUGUCUUAAGUGUGUUGGAAAAUGUACUCCCAAAACGUUUGGAAAAGACUUUAAAUGUGGCUAAAUAUCAAUGAUUUUCAGAUAUUUGCCAGGUCAUUUUAAACAGGGAAGGUGGCCACAUAGAUAUAGUUAGUUUUGGUGUCGAAAUUUGGGCGUUUCACCGUGUAAUAUAAAUGUCUUAGACAGGUUUUUUGCUACAUUUGUCUGCAAUCAGAAACAGAAUUUCUUUUUGCUCAAUAUUUAAUGAAUAUGCUGUUAAGAUUUCCUUUUUUUUGAUAAUAGAUGGAUCCUGACUUAUGUACUUUUAUCAAUUCCCCUGAAAAGGCAGCUUAUAUAGUAAAUGGAAAAUCUCAUUGACAUUUAUGAUGUAAUUAAAUGAUUGCAAAGGGUUUAAAACACUUUUUAGCCUGUUUCUGCAGGUAAGGUGAACUGCAUAACUACCCUUUUUUCCCCAUUUUGAAUUCAUGGAGAUCAAAAACUGUUAUUUUGAGAUUCGGUGUCUGUCUUCAGACUAAAAAGUUCUCAUAAAAUAACAAUUUACUCUACAUGGUUGUCAGAUUGCUGAAGUUACUCAGGAGCAUGACAGAGAUUGGCUAAAAACCAGAGCUAACAGUAACUUGCCACAUCUGUGCAAUUAUGAUCAUUUUUAAAUUCUAAGGUUUCAGAAAAGAGUAGGUCUGAACUAAGGGGAAUUAUUUUAGAUCAAUAAACUCAAGCAUCCAUUUUCAUAUCCAUCUGUUAAACCUGGGGCUUGCAGCUAGCAAGCUUAGCCUACGCAAGACUGGAGACGACCUUGUUUUUACAGUCUUUGGACACAACAGGGAAACGCUAGACAGAGUCACUAAAGCUGGUUGGUUAACAAAAAUAAUAUGGUUAACUUAAACUGAAAAGAAAAAGUCUAGACCUUUUUUUUCUGACUGAGCAUCUGGGUAAAUUUAACAGUCGCUGCCGGUUAUUAUUCUGCCGCUUUCAGCUGAGCUUUUUAUGCUUCUCCUUGCAAAAAGGGAAAUUCAUCAUUCAAAAUGGUUGAAUUUCAGCCACGUAGGCCCUUUUAAAGCGAUAUUAGGCUUUGGCACCUUAAUUUCUGACUCAACUUGUGCACUUUUAACAGUUUUGUGUUUAGCGACAACUGACAUUUCUGUGCCACAUUCAGACAAAACCAUAUAAUACAUCCUCAAAAUACCAAAAAGGAUGAAACCUUGCUUAUGAACAAGCCUGUUUUACUGUCAAAAGUGAAAUAUUUGAAUGCUUUUGAAACUCCACGUCCAGCAACUGCAUUCGCUGUUUUGUAAAUGUAUGUAUAGACUAUGUGCAUGCUUCUUAGUGUGUCUGUGCGUGUAUAUUUGUUCACUUCAAACUCUUGCUAGCCCGGCUUACUCAAGCUACAAACAUGGUGCCGUGCAUUACCCCCUCAGAGCCUGCACACAAAUUGUAUGCAAAGGCCCCACGCUGUUUAUUUUUCCACGUGGAGGGUCCUCACCGCCACCACACACGCAAAUCCUCGCAGGGUUCAUCAGGUUCCUUGUCCCAUAAAGCGCAAGGAUGCUGAGUUUGUAUGUAAAUUCAAGUGCCUUCUGUCCCACAUCGUUUUGAAUUUUUGAUUUGCAUGUGGACCCAUUGUGUUGCCGAGUGACGGAUACCCGAGUGGAAAAGUAGAUCAGUUUGAGAUGUGGAUGGGGUUCGCUGACAAACGUGGUCAUGACCUUCCAGUCAAAUGCUGCUAAACAUAUGAUGACAAAGGACAGCUUUGUGUUCUGUGGUUUAAAAAAAAAAAAAAAAUGUUCAAGAUCCUGUUUUUGUUGUUAUAAACUUAAUGUUUAAUAUAAUCUUGGAUAUUCCUCCACUGACGAUGGCACAUCUGCCAAUUCUUCCUAAUAAAACACCUCUCUUGUGCCGUUGUUUCAACAUGUAUACACAACGUAGUCACACUUUUAAAGCUCAACAAUCUCAGUUUCAGAAGAAGAAAAAAAAAAUAGUAAUGUGAGCAUUACGGAAAAUAUUUAACAGGCGUGUAAUUGAUGUACUCGUUUUUGUAAAGGCAAAUCACUAUUUAAAUAAAGUUCCUGUACUCACAAUGAUGCCGA
Cololabis saira (Pacific saury) is the source of this 3642-nucleotide messenger RNA. It is a transcript of the gene igfbp5a, whose product is annotated as insulin-like growth factor binding protein 5a. The transcript is spliced from 4 exons. Gene Ontology annotation, cellular component: extracellular region. Gene Ontology annotation, biological process: regulation of insulin-like growth factor receptor signaling pathway. Gene Ontology annotation, molecular function: insulin-like growth factor II binding; insulin-like growth factor I binding; fibronectin binding. The record is from RefSeq and is a predicted model, not a curated record. Lineage: Eukaryota; Metazoa; Chordata; Actinopteri; Beloniformes; Belonidae. The coding region runs from base 508 to 1263 and encodes 251 amino acids.